Molecule: messenger RNA, 2815 nt
Organism: Aethalodelphis obliquidens (Pacific white-sided dolphin)
Lineage: Eukaryota; Metazoa; Chordata; Mammalia; Artiodactyla; Delphinidae
Product: interferon alpha-inducible protein 27-like protein 2
Exons: 7
Coding region: 1963-2766 (267 amino acids)
Biological process (GO): intrinsic apoptotic signaling pathway; release of cytochrome c from mitochondria
Cellular component (GO): mitochondrial membrane
Source: RefSeq, a predicted model, not a curated record
GAUAGGUCCUCCUCUCGGGCUUAGGGAGCGGGAGCAACAGGUGGAGCCCGCCGUACUUCCUCUGAAGGGGCUCUGUUCUAGCUCAGGUAUGGGAACGUAAGUUCUUGUAUUCUUGCUUUGGUUUUAGUGCAGUGGCUGUUUACGUACUGGCUGUAUGCCUGGAGCCUCGCAAAAGUUUUAGCAUGUAAUUUACAACUCAACCAGCCUGUAUUGGAGGUGUUGUUUUCGCUAGGUUUUCAUGCCUCGCCUGUUGCUCACUGAUGGUUGGGGAGGGUCGGGCUGCCUCCAGUAAUCAAGCUAAACUGGGUCCUUUGUUAUAUGCAGAGAAAUCAGCUUCACGGUAGUUACUCUGUUUUUCGAGGUGGGGAUCACCAGACCAUCUGGGAAACCUUUCCCAUACAGUGUCUCUAUGUCCGGUGACUUUGGGAAGUCCUAAAGGACAACGGGGGAAUUCACCAAGCUUAGGUCGAGUGAGCCUCCCCACCACCCCGGAGCCACCAUGGGACACAGCUCAACUCAUUUCUUGGAGGAACUUGCCAGUGUGUCCCCAAGAGCCUGGGUGGCAUAGUCUGCGCCCAGCUGGCGCCUGAAGUCCACGGGGACUGCACUUCCUGUGCUCCGGACUUCCUCAUAGGUACUUUUCCAUCUGGCUGUUCAUUUGUAUCCUUUAAUAGCCUUUGUAAUAAAUCAGUAAUGGUGAGUAAAGUGCUUUCGUGAGAUCUGUGAGCCUUUUGGCAAAUUAUCAAACCCAAGGAAGAGGUCAUGUAACUGAACCCAAGUCUGUGUGCCUGACGAACAGUGAGGCCAAACAAUACCAAAACGUCAUUUUGGAGCAGAGAAAGGUAUAUUGCAGGGUCCUGCAAGGAGACGGGUGACUCAUGCCUUAAAAACCCAGAACUCCCCAAGCUUUCAGCAAAGCCCUUUUAUAGGAAGGGUGAGGGAGGGGCGUGGUUAGUGUUUGCAAACUUCUGGGUGUCACAUCCUUCGUUCUUGAGGUCAGGUCACGGUCACCAUGUUCCUGUAAACCUCCACCAAACAAAGGUUAUUCUCUGUUCUGACAAGGAAGGGCAAGGUCCCAAGGCACAACUUUCACCUUCCAAGGUCCAGGCAGUGCUUAAGAGGAGGGGGUCUCUGUGCAGACAGGUUACCCUGCCCGGGACCCUUAGUCCAGCACCCAGUCUGGGUUCUCCCGCGAGUGCCCAGGCCCUGCUAAGGAGGCAGAUCUCAGCUUGUGGCGCCCUCUGGGCCAGGUCCCCAAACCCUGCCCAGCCGUCAUCACUGAGGGACCCAGGCGCCCAGAACCCCAAGAGUUCGACCCAAACAACCCAAAAAACCUGUUCUGCUUAAGUUACCUGGAGUGACUUCUGUUAUCUGCAGCCAAACCCUGACUAACAGGUGCAUGGAACACAUACACACAGUUUUCUCUUUUAAAAAUUAUUUUUAGUAUUAGCAGAUUGAACACAUUUUCCAAUAUUUAUUGGCCAUGUAUAAUUCUUUUUUUAGGAACCACCUCUUCUAGUCUGAGUUCCUUUUUAAAGACAGUUCUUUUGAAAAAUUGUUUCAUAAAAACUUUCUUUACAUUGGGGAUUCUAAUGAUGCAAAGGGUAUUGUGGGUUAUUUUCCCCUCUCAGUAGAUUACAUGUCUCUUACCCUUGUUUGUGGUGUUUUUAAUGUCACAUGUGGUCUGAUGGUACCAGUCUCUUCUGUUCCAUAGGUUGUCUUUCUGUCUUCUAGUGACAGGAAAUUCACAGAAACCAAUAGGCCUGUUUCUCCAGGAGGGGGAUGCCUCUCAUGCCUUGAAUUCUGCCAGGAAAGUAGAUUGGAUACCAAGUGACGAGGAAGAAUGUUGUAGUUUAUCUUAGGACAGGGCCGAAAAAAGAUAGUGGCGUCCCUGGCUCUGCACCUGGUGUUCCCACACUGCCUCCAAGAUGUCAGCUAAAGCCAUAGAGAGCGGGGAAGGAGAUGCCACUGAGCUCAGCCCGCUGGAAUAUCCCUCUGAUGAGGAGGAUGAACCUUCCCAGUCAACCGACCAGGCCUCUGAUGGUUCUCCUGGGAAGCCACCACAGGGGCCACCCCAAGGGCCAGAUGGAUCUGGCUCUGACCCCAGAGACCCACCCAAGGCUGGAGGAAGCAAUUUCGCCCAUUACGCAGGCUCCUCUUCGUGCGGAGCUGGCUGAGCUCACUCCUGCAACUCCUGAAAUCUCCAGAACUCCUUGUCCCAGCUGCCCCAGCACCCCAGUCCCUGCCGCUGUCAGAUGUCCCUGCCAGCCCCAAGAGCUCUCAGCAAUUCGACAUGGUCCAGGCAUGCUCUGCCCCGUGGUGCCAGGGGCUCCAGCCACAAGGCAGGACACACAGAGGAAGCAGGGUAUGGCCUCUGUAGCCGUGAUUGGAGGAGCCGUGGCCGUGGGGGCUGUGCCCGUGGUGCUGGGCGCCAUGGGCUUCACCGGGGCAGGAAUCGCGGCCUCCUCCUUAGCGGCCAAGAUGAUGUCAGCGGCCGCCAUUGCCAAUGGGGGCGGAGUUGCCGCCGGCAGCCUGGUGGCCACUCUCCAGUCCGUGGGGGCAGCCGGACUUUCCAUGUCAUCCAACAUCAUCCUGGGCUCGGCUGGGUCAGCUCUUGGGGCCUGGCUGUGGGGUAGAAAAAAGAAAGCCCCUUCCUCUCCUCCACCAGGAUCCAGUACUGAAGCAGAGAGGGGCUCCCGGGCUGGAGAUGACCCUCCAGGGCCUCAGGAUGUCAGUCCCCCAAAUGACAAGUCCUCUGCCUCCUAAAAUCCUUCAAAGAAGCAUAGGAAAUAAAGAAGAGAUGCUGUGACCUUCA